CCUCACAAGAAGCAGAAAGCUGUUGUGUUGUAGGAUAAUGUUAUGUUUAUAGGUAAAUCCUCAAAGCAGAUCGGUGAUACCAACUUGUCAUUAAUGAUUGAUUUAGAAAUGUUUAACAUUUCUUCAGUUCCUUCUCCCCAGGUUGCUCAAUCAUGGAUUUAAAAAAACAAUGUUUUGUUUUUCGUCGUGUUACCUUGGUGAUUUUUACAUCAUCUGACGCUGAAUUCUGAGUAUUAACAAGAAAUGCAUUGUUUGUUAUUUUAGUUAUUUGGAAGGAAAUUUGAAUUGCGUUUCCGAGAGAAAAAUGACUCACAUUAAAAAUCUUUUCUUCAGCUGACGCUGAUACUCAUCUCAAUUGAAAUCUCGAUAAUUUAAUAUCUUUUCUCUAGGAAAUAAGUUCUUUAGAAUUUUAAAUUUAUCAACAAUGGGUUUUGGGCAUUGCACCAACAAAUUUUUGUACUUAAUUGUUGUCAUUAAUUACAGUGUUGGGACAGUUAAUUGUAAGCUUUAUUCGGAUCAGUUUGUUGUACAAGUAACCGGAGGUCCUGAUGUAGUCAAACAGUUAGCGGAUGAGCAUGGAUUUGACAUCCUUGGUAAAGUAAGUACUUUAAUAUUUGAUGAUCAUUAUCACCUUCAGCAUAAAAAAGUAGCAAAAAGAUCAACAGAGUGGAGUAUUUCUCAUCAUGAACUUCUUUUAAAAGAUGAAAGGGUGCUGAAACAUUCGCAACAAGUUAUUAAGAAAAGGACCAAAAGAGAUCUGAAAAAUACAAAUACUGAUUUAAAUGAUCCAAAAUGGCCAGAAAUGUGGUAUUUAAACAGAGGCUGGGGCUUAGACAUGAAUGUCGAAGCUGCUUGGGCUGAAGGCACUACUGGUAAAGGUGUUGUUGUCACUAUUUUGGAUGAUGGGCUUGAAACAGAUCAUCCAGAUCUUGUCCAGAAUUACGACCCAGAUGCUAGUUAUGAUAUUAAUAACAAAGACUGUGAUCCACAACCUCGAUAUGAUAUAUUAGAUUCCAAUAGACAUGGUACUCGAUGUGCAGGAGAAGUUGCAGCAAGUGCUAAUAACAGUUUAUGUUCUGUGGGUAUUGCAUAUGAAGCAAAAGUUGGAGGUAUUCGAAUGCUUGAUGGUGAUGUAACAGAUGCUGUUGAAGCUCGCUCAAUAAGUCAUAAUAUGCAACACAUAGAUAUAUAUAGUGCAUCAUGGGGUCCUGAUGAUGAUGGAAAGACUGUUGAUGGUCCUGGUGAACUAACAUUUCGAGCAUUUAAAGAUGGAGUUGAAAAAGGGAGAAAUGGUUUGGGUUCGAUUUUUGUGUGGGCGUCUGGUAAUGGAGGUCGUGAGUGGGAUAACUGCAACUGCGAUGGUUACACAAAUUCCAUUUGGACAUUAUCCAUCAGUAGUGCUACAGAGCAUGGGUUAGUACCCUGGUACAGUGAAGCCUGUUCUUCUACACUUGCAACAACAUACAGUAGUGGCUCUUCUGGUGAAAGACAAGUUGUGACUACAGAUCUGCAUCAUGGUUGUACAUCUACUCAUACAGGAACUUCUGCAUCUGCCCCUCUUGCUGCUGGAAUAUGUGCUCUUACUCUUGAAGCUAACCCCAAACUGACUUGGCGUGAUAUGCAGCAUAUAGUUGUCAGAACAGCAAAACCAGCAAAUCUCUUAGCUCGUGAUUGGCAGACAAAUGGAGUUGGUAGAAAUGUUAGUCAUUCUUUUGGAUAUGGCAUGAUGGAUGCUGGGGACAUGGUCAAACUAGCACGAUUCUGGACUACCGUUCCUGAACAAAAGACUUGUGAGAUGAGAGGCCAUCAAAUUAAUCAGUUUAUUCAUCCAAGAGGUAGAGCAGAAGCAACACUUAGAGUAAACUGUGCAAAUAUUCGAUAUCUGGAGCAUGUGCAAGCCAAGUUAACUAUAUCGACUGUACGAAGAGGUGAUCUACACAUAUAUUUAACAUCACCAAUGGGAACUAGAUCUACAAUUUUAGCUCCACGUCCAUCAGAUACAUCUAGAGCUGGAUUUGAGAACUGGCCUUUUAUGAGUGUUCAUAUGUGGGGUGAAAAUCCAAAUGGUGUGUGGAAAUUAGAAGUUGUUUAUGAUGGGAAAAUUGGAGGUCGAGCUACCUUAAAGGAAUGGAGUUUAAUACUUUAUGGCACUUCUAAAAGUCCAGAUGAUUUUAUAAGAAAGAAGGACGCAUACGAUCUUGAUUUUUUACACCGAAGUGGAGAUAUGGGAAAUAACGAUGUGUCAAAUAUAUUAGGAAGAAAUUUCAGUCCUCUUUCCGAUGGAAGUUUUUUUUUAGAUAGGAAACCAAAUGCACUUCAGGGUAUGAGUAAAGAAAAUAGAUCUAGAGGUUUUGCUUCUAUGAUAGCUGCUAACAGUAAUGAAAGAAGUAAAUUUGGUGAUUAUAAACAUAAUAAUGGUAAUAAGAACUUAAACUAUUCGAUAGAAUUGACAUUGGUAUUUUAUUUACUCAUUGGAUUUUUGUUUUGAAUUGGUUACUGCUGUGUCUGAAAGAAAGCUAAAAAUAACCAACAGUCAAAUGCUGUUGAAUUUUUUGUUGUAUGGACAUACAGUCUGCAGGAAAGAGUUUAUGAAGUCUACAGGAAAGAAUCCUGACUAAUGUGUACAGUCGUCACUUCCAAUCAGAUAAUGCUCACAAAACUUCAUAUCUAGAAUGGAACAAUAAUAUAAAUCUGUGAUUUUAUGAAGUUUUAUUUUUUUGGCCAACACACUCAAAAUGUUACAUUUUUAUUUUUUUCCUUAGUGCAUAAGUAUUUUAUCUCCAUAACUAGAGUAUUUAUUUUUUAUUCAUGAAUGUCCAUAUUUAUUAAAUCUAUGUGUUAUUUAAUUCAGUGUUUGUAAUAUUAAAAUCAUUAUAUUUUAUUGCUGAAGGCAGUUUAGUGUUUUAAAAAAUAAAACUAUUUUUUUACGCCUUUCUUUUAAUGGUAAGUUUUGUAAAUAUUAGAGGAAGCACUUUACUAAAUGGAAUACUGAGCAUUUUAAUUAGCAUUAAAAUCUGAUUUGAAUUUAACAUGUGAUGAUAAAAAUUAAAUUCUGUAUUCAGAGAUUUUUAAUUUUGUAUUUGCAAAUAUAUAAAAUCACAACUCAUUAAAUUUUCUGAUUUAAAUUUAUGCCAUACAGAAUUAUUAUUCUUUGCAAAUCAGUGUUUUAUCAACUAAUUCCAUAUGCAUUAAAUGAGAUUUAUCAUAUUUUUCAGUUAAUGUGGUAUUUUAAAUUAUUGCUCCUUUGGAGAAAAUCAUGCGAGUUCUCCAUUCAUAUUUAUGUUCCUCAGAUUUUAAUUUAUUGGGCUUUUGGCAUUUACUAAAUAGUGAAUUUGCUACAUUAUAAAGUAACUUAUUAAUUUAAACUGUAAGCUUUUCAAAAUAAUGUUUGAUGCAUGUAUAUAUAUUGGGUUUCUUUUUUUUUUUUUUUUAAACAUUAAAAAUUUUGGCUAUAGUAGUAGGAGUUUUGUCACUUAUUCGAGUCCUCGGUUUUGUCUAAUUCUGCAAGCUUUCUUUUGGGGGGUUGGGGAAGAGUAGAUUUUAUGUUUAGGGCUAUAUUUUAAUAUGCAAAAAAUUAUUCCUUUGUGUUCGGCUUUUUUAAAAACAUACAUAAACAUAUCAAUAAAUUUUAUGUAUGGAUCUAAUUUUAGGCUUUAUUUAUUUAUGUAAUAAUUGAAAUUGGCAGUCUUUAAACAUGGUAAUAUUUUCCUUUUUUAUUUUGAAACUUUAAAUUUGAAAAAUGGUCCAUACUGAAUGCUUUCUAAGAUGACCAUUGUCAUCUUAGAUUACACCAUGGAUUAUUUUUCAAACGAUAGAGUUCCAAAUGAUUUUGGCUUCUUUGGAGGCAGUCAUCUAAGAGAGAUAUUUGCUUAGUUAGAUAUUUGUUGAUAUUCCCAGAAAAAAUAUUGUUCACUUUCAGGUGUCGUCAUUUUAGGGAGGUAACUUCUGCAAGAGAGUUCACUGUAGUUUUCAUAUUAUGCUGAUUUAUAUGAUAAUUUUUUUUUUUGUACUGCAUAACAAAAUGCACGGUAUAUAAAUAUACCUCUAAAGAUGUAAAAAGCAUUGUCAUAAUUUUAUAAACUGUAUUUAUAUGAGAUGGAAGGAAUAACUUUGAGAAUUUAUUCUCUUUUAGUUAAUGUUAUUUAUUAAGUGUGUAUAUAUAUAUAUAUUUAUAUAAUAUAUAUAUAUAUAUAUAUAUAUAUAUUUAUAUACAUACAUGUUUAUGUGUGUGUCAUCUGAGUGUAAGCAUUGUAGAUCAUGUCCUGUUGACAUAAUUUACUCCAUUUAAAAGGCUUUUAAGUAAUUAAUGUUUUAUGUUCCAUAUUUUAACUAUUGAUAUCAUAAGCAAUAAACAAUUUAGAAGUUUCUAAGGAAUAUACAUCAUGUAUUUGAAGAAUGUAAUAGUAAUUAACAUUAAUGAAAAAGCUUAUCAGUAAUAGAUGUGAGAAAUAUAUUUUACUAGAGUUUUAAUAGUUACUGAAAUUCAGUAUUGAUAUUAAGUAAAAAGAUAUUUAGUGCCUUUUUAAGGCUAAACAGCACAGUAUCGUCAUCAUUAGGAGCAAAAAUCUCAAAUGAUAAAUGAAUAGAAAGUAACAUCGUAGCCAUUGUCCUUAAGAAAAAACAGAUAAAGGCUAUAUUUUGAUCUAAGUACUAUAUUUUAAUCUAAAACACUAUAAUUGGAAUGAAAAAAGAUAUUUUACAUGAAAUGAAGAUAACAAUUAUGGAUGAAUUCCAGGAAUGAUAUUAUAAUACAGCGAGAAUAAAAUUUCAAAUAUAUGAUGUGUGGUUACAUUCAUAGUUGAAUUUAAGUUCAUGUGUAAUUGAAUUCAAAUAAUUAGAAACCUUAUAAAACAUUCUGAACUGUUUAAAAUUUGAGUUUAGUUUGAAUUACAAACUGUUGUGUACUAAAAUGCAAAGUCUCUUUAUUAAAUUUAAUGUCAUAUUAAAGUUGAAUUUGUCAUUAAAUUUAAUAAAGACUUUGCAUUUAAGUACACAACAGUUUUUGAAUUACAAACUGUUGUGUACUAAAAUGCAAAGUCUCUUUUAUUAAAUUUAAUGUCAAAUUAAAGUUGAAUUUGAUGACUAAUUAUUAGACUUCAGACUUACUACUAACUACUUAAGCAGUAUUACUGUUUCUCUUAGUUUUUCAAUUUAAAGUUUGAAGAGUAAAGAUUGUAUUUUUUUCUGAUAGGUAGAUUGUAUUUAUUGUAUGUUGCAUUUAUAUAAAAAUUUGUAUUCUGUAUUGAAUUGUGAUAUACAUGGAUGUAGCAACUGUUCAUUAUGUUGAAAAGAUGUUUGGUAAUGAGAAAUUCUUGAAAUCUGCAGCUUGGUUUGCUAGUUAUUGCAAUAUAAGAUUCCUCAUACAGUAACUUCUAUAUCAGAAGGAAAAAGGUUAGUCAUCAUUAUUUCAAUUAUUCCCUUGAUCUCAAUUUUUAAGUACUGAACAUUGUAAUUCAAAUAUAUUUACAAUAAUGAUACAAAUAGUAAAGCAAAAAUCUUAAGUUAUUUUACUCAACAUUUGACAUAUUUCUCAUGUCAACUUAAUAUGUUGCAGUUUAAUACAGUAUAUAAGCAUUUACAAAAUUAGAUUUUUUUGAAUGUAUAAAUAUUAUAAAAUAUUCAUUAAAUAUAUAUAUAUAAUAAAUAAAAAAAAUUUUUUUUUCAUUUAUCUGCAUAAAAAUGGUAAUUCUUGUGUUCAGUAUUAGAAGCGAAAAUAAA
This is a messenger RNA of Stegodyphus dumicola, 5718 nucleotides long. Its product is annotated as furin-like protease 1. The record is from RefSeq and is a predicted model, not a curated record. Gene Ontology annotation, cellular component: trans-Golgi network; Golgi membrane. Gene Ontology annotation, molecular function: serine-type endopeptidase activity. NCBI's taxonomy places the organism in Eukaryota, Metazoa, Arthropoda, Arachnida, Araneae, Eresidae. Gene Ontology annotation, biological process: peptide hormone processing.